ACAUCAGAGUCAAGUGGUCGGAUCAUGUUGCUUAUCAACACAAGCAAUCGACUCGGAAUAAAAUCUACUGAUAAGUCUCGAAUCGAAUGUUUGAUUAAAGGUGAUAGUGAAGUGAGCGGCGUCGAUAGUGUGAAGGUAAACGUAGUUGCCUCUCACCCUAGUCGGCCUAGGUUCAAUCCGAGUCGACGUCGCCGGCAUUUCUGUGGCAGCAAUGUAUGAUCACGCCUUCCCUCGGAUGCGAAGUAAAACCAUAGACUAAAACCGUCGUAGGUUUCGGCAUGUAGGGGAUCAGGCUGGGUUGGCAUUGCGCACAGAUACUGCACGGUCGUUUGUGAAAACCCAUUAGUUCGCGUACAGUUCACGCGCACCGCCAGCGUCGGCCAACUUCCUACAACAAGACAGAACAAGUACAGUCGUCGUACCGAACGGUCGACAAAAAAACGUUUUCUUUUAGCUUUGCAAAAUCAUUAAAAUACAGUCCAUUAUUAUUCCCCGCGUACAUUUUGGACCUUCGUCGCCGGAUAAUUCGCGAAACCGCUAUGGAAUCGAUUCGCAGACGUCGCGAUGUGCUUUUCGAGCGCAUGAAGUGGGAGCUGAAAAAUGCGAGUGUGGUGGAAAAAAGGCAGCCCCCUGCUGGUGAAAUUCAGGAGCGCUUGCACAAACUUUCGGACCUUUGUGAACAAUUUGAUAAAGCGCAAAGUGAAAUCGAAAAACAACCAUCAGUAUUCGUGGAAAUCAACUCAAUUUUACCCCUUCGGUUCGAAUUCGAGAAAAUGUACUACAAAGUGAAAGGGUGCUACAUCAUGCUCCUCGAUAAACGUAACCCCCACGGAAGCAGCGAAGGAACUAUCGUCGAACCAGCGGAUGAUCUGAAGGAGGCAAUCAGGUUGCUUCUGGAUUCGCAGCGAAUCCUGAUGACGUCCCAGGCUGCAGCUUCGAACACGGUGUCGCAGUUGGCUGGCCAAGUCGGUUCCGUUAGCCUUUCCCAUCCGGUUGCUGACGCUCAGGCGUCCGGGGGCCAUGUUCCGCUGGAGGUACGGUUGCCAACGAUUGCCCUGCCAGUCUUCAAAGGUGACUGGAAACAGUGGCCAUCCUUCAAGGACCUCUUCGAAAGCUGCAUCCAUUCGAAGAACCUGAAAAACUCCGUGAAGCUUCAGUACCUGCUUUCCCACCUGGAUGGGGAGGCGAAAAAAAUGGUUAGCUCUUACGCUAUCACCGACGCCUACUACGUGGGGGUAUGGGACCGGCUCAACGAGUUUUACGGUAAGAAAAAGUGCACUGUCGCGGCACUCGUCAAGGAGUUUGUGGACCAGCCGCCAGUUACUGCGCCAACCCUCGUCGGACUCCGCAAGCUUACCUCUACCUCGGAUGAUGUAGUGCGGCAGCUCAAGGCCCUAGGAGAGGAGUACGAAACUCGUGACCCGUGGCUUAUCCAUUUGCUCCUUAAGAAACUCGACCGAGAAACCCAAGCGCUGUGGGCCCAAAUGCUGGUCGAUGAGGACAAUCCCAGCUUUCAAGAUUUUAUCACGUUCCUUAAGCGGCGAUGCGAGGCCUUGGAAACCUGCGCGUCCUUUUCCAAGAAGGGGACCGAUGCCACAACGAAGAAGGAGCAGGAGCGGAAAGUGGAUCCAAACACGAAGGACCGAAAAGUCAGCCCGGGUGAACCAACGACUAAAUGGCUUCCAUCUCACCUGGAGCAGAGCGAUUCCCUCGACACAGCUCAACGAGACACGCAAAUACUCUUCAGGAAGUUUCGCUCUGUGCUGAACAAAUUGACGUCGGAUAACUUGUUCGGGCUAGUGGAUCAGGUAAAAUCCUUCGCCAUUGACACCGACGAACGGUUGGACGGUUGUGUCGAACUGUUUUUCCAGAAGGCCAUCUCAGAACCUAUGUUCGCCGAAGUUUACGCAAGGAUGUUUAAGGAAAUUGGAACGAUUGUGGUGGUUAACGACGCUUCCAAGGAGCGUUCCUUCAGUUUCAAGAUGCAAAUGGUGACACAGUGUAAAGAUAAUUUUGAACGUCGCCAAGGUCCGAACAAGGAACCAAUUGGAGAAUUGAAGACACAAUGUGAGCAGACACUACAGGAAGAACGACGACGAUACGUUGGAACUGUUCGAAUCAUCGGAGAGCUUUACAAAAUGAAACAACUGACAAGCUCCGUCAUGAAAAGUUGUAUUAUGCAGCUGCUUGAGACUGGAUCGAAAGAUUGUUCUGAAGAAGACUUGAAAUGCUUGUGCGUGCUUCUUACCACCAUUGGUCGUAAAAUGGAGGUAGACAAUGGUAAAAAUUUGGGUCCAUAUUUUGAAAAGGUGCACGACAUUUUGCAUAACAAGGAAAAGUAUCGACUCAGCAGAAAAAUUCGCUUUGCCAUCCAGGAUGUGAUGGAAUUACGGCAAAAUGGAUGGACAACAAAGCAACGGGGUCAAGAUCAGCGGACAGCUGAACCUACCCGAGAUUAUCGAGGUACCGUGCAACGCGGGUCCGGCAGGUGGAUUAAUUUCGGUGGCCGUGUCUACGAACGAGACAACAGGGCACAAUCCUGGAGAUUGGGAAACAGAAAUCCAUCAGUGAAUUUGGAACAACUGUUGCUGAACAACAUCGAACGGGACGAAGUCUCGCGAAAAACGGUUGCCCACUAUGUGGCCCAGAUGUUCAAGGAGAAGGCCAUUGCCAAGGUCGACUAUCUGCAAGCUCUCAAGAAGGUUUUCGAGCAGGCCGAUGAUCUUAUCAUCGAUAUUCCCGAGCUUUUCAAGUUCAUUAGCAUCUUCUAUGUUAGACUCCUGAAUAUGGCUUACAUCGACCUGAGAGAUAUACGAUACGUGGCGCGAAGCGUGCUGCCCAAAUAUGGCACGGUCAUUCUCCGUGAACUUCUGCUUCAGUAUCGAGCGCUCUAUGGGUUGGGUGACACCGCGAAGCUGUGGUUCGAAUCGGCUCUCAAAUGGACCGAUUUCAUCACUAUGGACAAUCCGAAGCAGAUUGAGCAAUAUCUGAUGGAUUCCGAACUGGAAUACCUGGUGGACAUUGUAAAGUUUGAACAGCAGUUUCAAUCUAGCUUGAUCAGCGCGGAGGAAGGCAUGGGCGAUUUGCAUUUGAACUAGGCAGCAUCCGUUGCUGUCGAAUACUUUAUAGGUACAACGCAGGGUGCGUUUUACAAAUAAUUGAAAUGUAAAACUGAAGAUAUGCUUUAUAAAUGUUUGUUAUACGGCUACGAAGGAUUAGAAAUAUAGAUCAAAGGAUAA
Molecule: messenger RNA, 3239 nt
Organism: Aedes albopictus (Asian tiger mosquito)
Lineage: Eukaryota; Metazoa; Arthropoda; Insecta; Diptera; Culicidae
Product: eukaryotic translation initiation factor 4 gamma 3
Exons: 2
Coding region: 540-3098 (852 amino acids)
Cellular component (GO): eukaryotic translation initiation factor 4F complex
Molecular function (GO): mRNA binding; protein binding; translation initiation factor activity
Source: RefSeq, a predicted model, not a curated record